Molecule: messenger RNA, 3930 nt
Organism: Dermacentor albipictus
Lineage: Eukaryota; Metazoa; Arthropoda; Arachnida; Ixodida; Ixodidae
Source: RefSeq, a predicted model, not a curated record
CGGCUCCGGCGAUUUUCGACCGUGGCGGCGGCCCAACGCGUUUGAUCCCGACAAUUUUGGACUUGACAGGACCAGCAAGUCAGCCGGCACGCAGGGAGACCACUCCCACUCCGGUGGGCCGAUUUGUUGACCUUUUUAAGCGUUUUUCCUCCCAUCCGCCAUAGCGCCGCGACGCAGCCUCAAGGCUGAACGCCGGCGUUCGGCGGCGGGGAGGCCGCUCCAAGCCAACAUGGCAAGCGCAAACCAGCAACGCGGCUACGACCCGGAAGGCAUGGCAUGGACAACUGUGCCGCAGACCAGUCGGGACCAAGCCUGCAACGCUAAUGUGAUCCGGGCCUUUGAAACAAGAGCCCAGAAACUCCAAGCCUGCGCACAAGGGAAGGCCACGUCAGCUCACGGAGGCCACCAUGCGCAACCCGACAAGGCACCCGAUGAGAGCGCAGCCGGAGGCCCAAGGCAAGUCAAAGCUGCAUGGAAACCCAAGUUUCUCUGCAGAUUUAGACCAGACGAUGUGGUGCUAAUCAUCAAACCAUUAACGGCGACAAGCUUGAAGAACUUACAACACGGUGAGCUAGGCCUAGCCCUACGACAGCGAGUCGGGGAGGCCGAAGCGGACAACUUUUACUUCACAAUAUCCCCGGACCAAAACCUGAUCAUCGUGGGCACGUCGAGCAUCCACGCGGCAGACAAACUGGUCGGGGACUUUGCGAUAAAAAUCCAAGAAGGAGCAGACCUCCAUUUGCACGGGUACGUAAAACAGAGCGAAGACAACGUGAUUCACGGAGUCAUCACAGUGGCCAAUCUGGAAACCACCGAGUCCCUGCGAGGGAAGGUGAAAAGCUUUCACGGAGAAAGCACCAUCCUGGAGAUCCGAAAGUUCGGAACUUCUAACAAAGCCAGAAUCACCUUCGAAGGCAAGUACAAGCCCAGAGCUGUACUGUACAACGCGCAAGUCAUACCGGUAGCAAGGUACCGCCGCACCAUACCAGCGUGUAACUUGUGCGGCACAGUGGGGCAUAGGCCAGAUACCUGCCCGACACCGAGACAAGAAAACUGCGGACUCUGCGGAACGCUAGCCCCGUUUGUGGAGGGAGUGCGGUCCCCUCACCUGUGCAACCCAAAAUGUGCGGUGUGUGGCGGCGAACACGCCACGAACUCCAGAGACUGCACGGCGAAAUUUCGCACGAACGCGCAGCAACAACCCAGCAAUCAGGAGAAAAGGAGGAGGAAAAAGAAGAAAAAAAACAAGAAGAAGAAGAAGGGAGGAAGCGGGAAUCUCCCGCCCCCUCCACCUAGCAGGGAGUCGACUUCUGAUCAACCCAAGCAAAAGAAGACCUGGGCCAGCAUAGUCCAGAACGGGAUGCGGCAGGAGGACGAAAAUGCGAUCGAGAAACGCCAGCAGCUGAAGCGGCAACUGGAGCUGUUCCUGCUUCCCGAGCAUCCGCUUCUGUCUUCGGCGUUGCUUCGGCAGCCAGCCAUUAGUAAGGAGAACGAGCAGCGUCCCUGGAUGAUACACCCCUACGGAAAAUUCAGGGCUCGCUGGGACAUGACGAUGGUGCUUCUGGUGGUGUCCAACGUGGUGCUCAUUCCGGUGCAGGCCACCUACUUCAGCAGCGUCGAAGAUGAGAUCUUCCAGUGGAUGUUCUUCAGCCUCGUCUCAGACGCCGUCUUCGCCGCGGACAUCGCUUUCAACUUCAGAACUGGGGUGAUCGUGGAACAGGACUACGAGCGCGUGGUGAUGGACCCGGGCUACGUGGCACGCAGUUACCUGCGCGGCUUCUUCCUCAUCGACCUGGUGUCCACGCUGCCCUGGGACUACCUGCUCGCCCUCAUGCUCACCCUGUUCAGCCACGAGGCCGACGAAGGGGACGCCUCGUUCGCCAUCACCGUGCGCCUCCUGCACCUCACGAAGUUCCUCAAGCUGCUCAAGCUGCUCCGCCUCACCAGGCUCGUCCGGUACCUGGACAACGUCGAGCAGAACUAUUUUUUCUACUCGAGCGGCGUGUACCUGCGGCUAACCAACUACAUCGGGCUGCUGCUGCUCAUUGGUCACUGGAACGCGUGCCUGCAGUUCUUCGUGCCCAGAAUGCAGGGCUUCCCGCCGGACUCCUGGGUUGCCAAACAAGACCUCGUGCGCAAGCCCUGGUUCGAGCAGUACUCCUGGUCGGUGUACAACGCCAUUUCGCAAAUGGUGUCGUGUGGCUACGGGCGCACGCCGGCCGCCAACGUGGCCGACGCGUGGCUCAUGUGCCUCGGAAUGGCCUCCGGCACCGUGGGAUACGCGCUCCUGCUCGGCCUGUGCGCCUCCACCAUACAGACCAUGGACUACUCGAGGCGACUGCUCAGGGAGAAGCUGAAAGAAGUGGAAGACUACAUGCAGUGCCAGAAGUUCCCGACUAAGCUGCGCUCCCGAAUGCGUGACUACUUCGAGAACCGAUACGAAGGGCGCGUUUUCGACGAGGCCAAGAUUCUCGCAUCGCUCUCAGAACCACUUAGAGAGGAGAUUGUGAACCACAGCAUCCGCACGACGGUUCGCACGGUGCCCUUCUUCGCCCAGUCGGAGCCGACGUUCGUGGCCGAGCUGGUGUCGCGGCUUCGGCACGAGUUCUUCCAGCCGGGUGACCUGAUCGUCAAGCAGGACACGGUGGGCCACAAGAUGUACUUCCUCCAGUCCGGGAAGGUCAACAUCGUCCACGACAACGGGGAGUUCGUCGCGAGCGCGUACGCCGGCGCCUACUUUGGAGAGAUGUGCCUGCUGACCCGGGCCCGUCGGCAGGCGAACGUGGUGGCCGAGACGUACUGCAACGCGCUGUCGCUGUCGGACGAGGACUUCCAGCGGGCGCUCGACAAGCAUCCGCUCAUGCGCCGCGCGCUGGAGGCACUGUGCGCCGAACAGGGCGCCCAGUUGAACCCUGCGGCGAAGUCGCAGCCCUCGCCGAUGUAGCGCACUCGCACGCACCGCCGAUAGCUAGGCGUUGUGUGUGCGUGCGUGUGUGCUUGCCGUGGCGUUCGCAUGCGGGAACCCCGCGCCACCCGAAUGGAUCGUACGCUGUGUGGAGUUUGUGCCGCACGGUUUCCGUGAUCGUUUUGUAUAUCGUGUAUGUUGAGACCGAUAACUGUGCCCGGAUGUGUUUAUGCGUGUAGCGCUUCCACAUGCAGCGCCGCGCCGCGCCGGGACUGUCCCGCGACGAUAUCACGCGGUUGCAAUCUUGGAUCGAGUGAAAAAGAAAAAAAAAACGAGAAAGUGUUUCACUUGCUUUUUUUCCCGUUCCCCUCGGAUUCUCCUCCUUACGCGUCACCUCCCCCCCUCUCCCCCACCCCCCUUUAUUCACUACUGUGCGUGCAGCUAUACGCCUGGCGCAGGCUUCGCAGUGUUGGAUGUGUACUUUCAUCGAUAAGCUACUUUGUUUUGCGAAGACAGCGGUGAUCACGUGUUAUAGCAUUUGAAACCAGGACGUUCGUUAGGCGAUUCUGUUCAGAAGAGACGUUUUCAUUUCGCGCAAGUGAGACACGCUCGUCUUUCCUUUGUGUGCUUGUGCCUCUCUUUCUUUUCCUUCGAUUUUAUGCGUGUACAGUUGCGCCAGUUACCCGCAUUGUUCAGCGACUUGUUGAACAAUAAUGACAACGUGAACAUUCGCGUUCGUUUAGUGCUUUAGGUACGUAACAGCUCUGCCCACCGUUCGACGCUGUUGGAAUAUCCGUACCAACAAGGACAAGAUGCUCCCUCCCGCCUGUGCAUCCUGGCUACAUCGGCCGCAACAAAUGCACUCGAUGGCUAACUCCUUGCUGUCACGUGGUCGUUAAAUCACGACUUUUAUGACAGCAGGUAAAAAAAGCACAGCUUACAGGGUGAGUCGGUACCAAAACCAACCUCCGUUAUUCGCAAACGAGAAUAGUAGGGAAAAAAUUAAAGAAGCAAUUUCUUCUGAA